UCGUAAAUUCUAUUUAUUAAUCAAACUCCAUAUAUAUAGUACUAUAGAAGAAGAAUUCGAAAUAUCGAAUAUUUUGAUAUCAAAAAAUUCUUUUUAUCUCGAAAUCUGAAAAAUAUUCACUUUGUUAUAUCAUAUUACAUAGUAAAAAAUGGCAGGUAUGCUAGCUGGUGUUGAAUGUGCUAGAAGAAGAAAAUUUCAUAAAAAUAAUGGCUUGUUAGAUCCAUCAUAUAAUAUAUCUUCAUCCACAAGAAGAUCUUUUCUUUGUCUAUACACAAGUAGCCAUGAACAUAACCUUACAUCAAGAUUAUCCAAGGAAAGAAAUGCAACAAGCCAAGAAUAUGAAGAUGAGAAAUUAGGUGAAGUUGCAAGAGAAGCCAAACAAAGAUUGGAUGAGAGGCUCAGUUCCCAAUGGAAAUCACAAAAUAAGAGGGUUGCCAAGGGAUACAAAAGUCUAGGGCAAUGGAGGGGCCUGAUUAGCUGACAAAUGGUUUGACCAAUAUUCAAGUUGUAGUUGAGAAAGAAAAGGCUAUUUUUAAUACACUAACGGAUCGUUUCGUUACUGUAUAAGAUACAUUUUAUUUAUAUAUAAAUAGUAUUUUAAGAGUGCUCUUAGUGGACUUGCAAGUAGUGUAUAAGAUUUCUUGUAAUGAAGCUAAUUGACUUGGUAAUAUGUAUUUGAGAAAAGUAUACAAGGGCAGGUUUAGCCAUGCAAUAUGAUAUCAUGAUAUGGAAUUAUGACAUGAAAUUAAAGUUUUGUUUGAAUAUGCGA
Messenger RNA from Solanum pennellii, 769 nucleotides. RefSeq lists its product as uncharacterized. Lineage: Eukaryota; Viridiplantae; Streptophyta; Magnoliopsida; Solanales; Solanaceae. The coding region runs from base 149 to 481 and encodes 110 amino acids. The transcript has 3 exons. The record is from RefSeq and is a predicted model, not a curated record.